AUGCCCUACAUAGCAUAUCCUUCCGCAGUGUCGGGGUCUACGUCUGCAGAGGCCAGUUGUGAUGCACGUGAGGACGCAUUCGGUGAGUACGCGGCGUACCGCCGUGUCAUUCGCACGAUAUUGUGCGGCGUGUUCUUCGCCACGCCACUCUGUGCUGCUAUCCCGAUGUCGCCGCUGCUCAAGCUAUCGCAGACGCAGGAGAACAAGAAGUCCAUCAUUCCUCGAAUGAUGAGCGACUUCUUUUACGUAAACUUCUUCGCCAGCGCCGCGGCGUAUUGGGUACUGGUCGAGCCUUUUAUUCCAAACCCCCGGGCCAAGGAGGGCUUCGUGCCGUACCUUGGCCCGGUCACCGCCGAGAUCCCCGCUGUGAGCUGCCUCCUUCUCUCGCACCUGUUCUACCCAGGCUUGUGGGCGAUCGUGAAUGAGCCGACGUGGAAGCUGCGCCGCCAGGAGUUUGUGCGACUAAACACCAAGUGCUUCCUCGCGUUUGGGCCUAUUCAUGUGCCAGCCGCUGUCGGUCUCGGCGCGGCGGUCGGCGUCACCCUCUACCCGUUUAAGUACAUGAAGCUGCGGACUCAGCACCGUGACGAAUGA
Leishmania braziliensis MHOM/BR/75/M2904 is the source of this 594-nucleotide messenger RNA. RefSeq lists its product as hypothetical. Lineage: Eukaryota; Euglenozoa; Kinetoplastea; Trypanosomatida; Trypanosomatidae. The coding region runs from base 1 to 594 and encodes 197 amino acids. The transcript has a single exon. The record is from RefSeq and is a predicted model, not a curated record.